AUGUCCUUCUUUCAUAUCGUCUCUGUGGGGUUUGUGGUAGCCAUAAUCGCCGCCGCUGCGUGGUUCCUCACUCCCAAGGGUAAAGAUCAAGUAUUGAUACGAUCCAGUGUGGCAUUAGCGUUGACUUGUUGUUAUCUCAUGUGGGCAAUAACGUACUUAGCUCAAUUGCAUCCUCUGAUAGCUCCUCGACGGGCAGACUUACGGUUCGAAGAUUAA
This is a messenger RNA of Tremella mesenterica DSM 1558, 216 nucleotides long. RefSeq lists its product as uncharacterized. NCBI's taxonomy places the organism in Eukaryota, Fungi, Basidiomycota, Tremellomycetes, Tremellales, Tremellaceae. Gene Ontology annotation, molecular function: proton-transporting ATPase activity, rotational mechanism. Gene Ontology annotation, biological process: vacuolar acidification; proton transmembrane transport. The transcript has 4 exons. Bases 1 to 216 code for a protein of 71 amino acids. Gene Ontology annotation, cellular component: vacuolar proton-transporting V-type ATPase, V0 domain. The record is from RefSeq and is a predicted model, not a curated record.